GAGAGAGAGAGAGAGCAGACUUUUUUUUUAGAAGCUUUAAGACUUUGUGUUUUUAUGGGUCACUCCCUGCCAUGUGGUGCACGAACAUGACGGAGAAACACCAGGAAGCUGAGCUCCAUUGAAAGUAAAUGUUGGAGAGAGACCCCGAUUUGUUGGUGUGAAGCGUUCUGGGAAGACGAGACAUGGGAUCCCCACCGGUGCUCCACACACUGAGCUUCAUCACCUUUAUCAUCCUCAUCAUCUCCUUCACCCUGCAGCAUGGCUUGGUGCAGGCUGACGACGUGCUGACGAAGGAAGAACAGCUGUACCUCAUCAUCAAUGCUAGGAACAAGUGUGAGAGCUCCAUAAAGUCCGGACACAAAACAGCGAGUGCCAGUAACUGCAUCCCCGAAUGGGAUGGCUUUGUGUGUUGGCCUGAAGGAGUUCCAGGACGAACGGUGUCUGCUUCCUGUCCUGAGUAUGUCUAUGACUUCAACCACAAAGGCCAUGCCUACAGAAAGUGUGAUGUGAAUGGGAGUUGGAAACUCACUGCAGCAAACAAGACGUGGGCAAAUUACAGCGAAUGUGCAAAGUUCCUCUCACCCAAUGACUAUGAGAAGGAAGUGUUCGACAGACUAUACCUCAUCUACACUAUUGGAUACUCCAUCUCAUUCGGCUCACUCCUGGUGGCUGUGGUCAUCCUCGGGUACUUCAGGCGUCUUCACUGUACGAGGAACUUUAUCCACAUGCACCUAUUCGUGUCCUUCAUGCUGCGAGCACUUAGCAUCUUUGUUAAAGACGUUGUACUGUAUUCGGGAUCAAACCUUGAGGAGACUCAACGGAUCACAUUCGAGGAUCUGAAAUCCAUUACUGAGGCUCCGCCCAUUGAGAAGUCCAAGUUUAUCGGCUGUAAGAUCACAGUUACACUCUUCCUGUACUUCCUUGCGACAAAUUAUUACUGGAUCCUGGUGGAAGGCCUUUACCUCCACAGCCUCAUCUUCAUGACCUUCUUCUCUGACAGGAAGUACCUCUGGGGCUUUACUGUCAUUGGCUGGGGCGUCCCUGCAAUGUUCGUUGCUGUUUGGGCGAGUGUUCGGGCGACACUUGCUGACACAGAGUGCUGGGACCUGAGUGCUGGUAAUCUGAAAUGGAUUGUGCAGAUCCCCAUUCUGACAGCCAUCGCGAUUAAUUUCCUGCUCUUCUUGAACAUCAUCCGAGUUUUGGCUACAAAGCUAAGAGAAAGUAACGCGGGUCGCUGUGACAGCAGACAGCAGUACAGGAAGCUGUUGAAGUCGACUCUGGUGUUAAUGCCGCUGUUUGGUGUUCACUACAUCGUGUUCAUGGCGAUGCCGUACACCGAGGUGUCUGGAGUUCCCUGGCAGAUUCAGAUGCACUGCGAGAUGCUCAUUAACUCCUUCCAGGGUUUCUUCGUUGCGAUUAUUUACUGCUUCUGUAACGGAGAGGUCCAGGCGGAGAUUAAGAAGUCAUGGAGUCGGAGGACGCUGGCGUUGGACUUUAAACGUAAAGCACGCAGCGGAAGCAGCACGUACAGCUAUGGCCCGAUGGUUUCUCACACCAGCGUGACUAAUGUGACAUCGCGGCAGCGUGAUGUCAGCAUGAGGCUCACGCCCGCUAACACUAAUGUUAGCACCAAUGGGCAUCGGAACCUUCCGGGCUACGUGAAGAACGGCUCUGUAUCGGACCAGUCCAUCCCUUCAUCUGCUCAGGAACUCCAUGUGCAGGAGGACGAACCGUCCAAGAUGGCGACGGAGGAAAAACCCACUCCAUUAGUUGAGGAGGAGCGGGAAACGGUCAUGUGACCUGUUGAAUGUUACAAAGAACCUCAGGAUCAAUCAGGCUCUCAGAGGAGUUUGCUAGCAUUGUUAAAUAAGCUAACAGCCUAGCGUUUACAGGCUAA
Messenger RNA from Tachysurus vachellii, 1897 nucleotides. It is a transcript of the gene pth1r, whose product is annotated as parathyroid hormone 1 receptor. The transcript has 13 exons. Gene Ontology annotation, molecular function: parathyroid hormone receptor activity; peptide hormone binding; G protein-coupled peptide receptor activity. Gene Ontology annotation, biological process: adenylate cyclase-activating G protein-coupled receptor signaling pathway; cell surface receptor signaling pathway; intracellular calcium ion homeostasis. Gene Ontology annotation, cellular component: plasma membrane. Bases 183 to 1799 code for a protein of 538 amino acids. The record is from RefSeq and is a predicted model, not a curated record. Lineage: Eukaryota; Metazoa; Chordata; Actinopteri; Siluriformes; Bagridae.